ACUAUUUCAAAAAAAGUUUGGAUUUUUGUUAAAGAAAGAAAUCGCACCUUUUUCUUCAUUUUCACAACAAUUCGCCAGUACUCACUCCUCAUCCUCACUGCACAAUAUACGGAGUACUUCGGAAGAGAGAAAGUAGGGUAACAAUUACAAUGGCUUUACGGUUGUUCGCUUCUAGGGCCGCCUCACGACUUGGGAUCUCUCUUCUUCCCAGAUCAUAUGCUACUGUUGUUGGGGACUUGAAGUACACUGACUCACACGAGUGGGUGAAAGUGGAGGGUAAUUCAGCUACAAUAGGCAUAACUGAUCAUGCUCAAGAGCAUUUAGGUGAUGUAGUUUAUGUUGAGUUGCCAGAAGAGGGAGCUGCUGUUUCUCAGGGAACAGCUUUUGGUGCAGUUGAGAGUGUGAAGGCAUCGAGUGAUGUUAAUUCCCCUAUUUCUGGUACCGUGACUGAGGUCAACAAUGAAGUCGGUGACUCCCCAGGAUUGGUAAAUUCUAGCCCGUAUGAGAAGGGAUGGAUCAUUAAGGUGGAUUUGAGCAGUUCAGAUGAGCUUAACUCCUUAAUGGAUGCUGAUAAAUACAGCAAAUUCUGCGAGGAAGAAGAUGGCAAGCAUUAAGCUGAACCAAAUCUAAGCAUAAUUUUGAAUGGUUGUCUUGCUAUUCAGAAACUAUAAACGUUCUUGCUGGUAUGAAACUAUUAGGGAAAGAAACUAUCACCGAGAAGUAAAAAUGUUAAAGCUUUGUUCUUCUAUGUACUUGAGAUCUUCAUUCUUUUAGUCAGUGUUGGAGGAGACCUCAAAUGAAUGAUUUUUUCGCAUGAAUAAUUCAGUAAAUGAGUUGUGUUUGUGUUGA
Molecule: messenger RNA, 849 nt
Organism: Spinacia oleracea (spinach)
Lineage: Eukaryota; Viridiplantae; Streptophyta; Magnoliopsida; Caryophyllales; Amaranthaceae
Product: glycine cleavage system H protein 2, mitochondrial
Exons: 2
Coding region: 150-614 (154 amino acids)
Biological process (GO): glycine decarboxylation via glycine cleavage system; protein lipoylation
Cellular component (GO): cytoplasm; glycine cleavage complex; mitochondrion
Source: RefSeq, a predicted model, not a curated record